Molecule: messenger RNA, 769 nt
Organism: Drosophila willistoni
Lineage: Eukaryota; Metazoa; Arthropoda; Insecta; Diptera; Drosophilidae
Product: protein late bloomer
Exons: 5
Coding region: 41-700 (219 amino acids)
Cellular component (GO): membrane
Source: RefSeq, a predicted model, not a curated record
AAGCACUGAGAGUGGUCGAAACGUAACGUUGCAGUCGAAAAUGAGUUGCGGCACAAAAACAUUAAAAAUCUCCUCAUUUAUUUUGGACUUCCUUUGCUGUGUACUUGGCGCUCUGUCCAUAGCCGCUUGCUCUUAUGCCUUGAUAAGCUUUAGUCAUAGUCUGGCCAUACGAGUACCCUGUAUUUUGGGCAUUGUCCUGGGGGUUUUAAUCUUUGGUGGCACUAUUUUCGGAUGCAUAGCAGCCUUAAGGGAAAGCAUACGAUUGACAUGGGUUUAUUGUGCAAUUUUAUUGGCCCUGAUCUGUGGACAAGUCACUGUGAUAUUCGCUCAGCCAAUCAACUUUCAACUCCUGGCCAAUGAGACUAUAAACAAUGCCUGGCAAAAUCAACUUUAUCAAAGGGGUAGUAUGUCCUAUUAUGAGAUCAAGUAUCAUUGCUGUGGCAUGACUGGAUCUGUUAAUUAUCCUGACAGUGGAUUGACUAUACCUUCUAGUUGCUAUUACAAUCAAAAUUCUACCAUUGUCACCGAUCUUUAUACCGUGGGCUGUAAUCAACAGUUGGGUGCUGCCUUUGUGAAGGGUACACGUUAUGAGCGUAUCACAGAUUGGUCAAUUGUAGGGCUGGAGCUACUAACCGUAAUUGUGGCUGGUUUAUUGGCCAUAACAUUGCAGAAUGCCGAGCGUAGACGUCUUUAUCGUUAGAAAUAAAUAGCUAAUGCAAUUUCCAACAGUAUUAGAAGCUGUACAAAAUACAUUUACAAACCAGGCUGA